Messenger RNA from Galleria mellonella (greater wax moth), 3042 nucleotides. RefSeq lists its product as uncharacterized. The transcript has 21 exons. Lineage: Eukaryota; Metazoa; Arthropoda; Insecta; Lepidoptera; Pyralidae. Bases 97 to 2928 code for a protein of 943 amino acids. The record is from RefSeq and is a predicted model, not a curated record.
AUACGAAAUCAAAAUUGCAAACGUUUUCUUUUUCACCAUCUUUUAUACCAUCUGUAACAUUUAUCAAUAAGAACUCUUUGAUGAUCAAUUAGCAUAAUGACUACGGUAAAAGCGCAGAAGGACAAACCUUAUAAUGCAGCCCCUCGUUUGACGCCCCGGCCGACUGCCGCGUCGGCUGCGCGCGCUGCCCGGAAUGCAACCAACCGCAACUUCAACCAACCACUCUCCCAGAAACAAUCCCCUACAAGGGCAUCCCCUUCGCCAAACUCCUUAAAGGGUAAAAGUCCCGUACAGCGAAAUACUCAAAAAUCUGAUUCCAAGACUGAUAUUAAGAUAAAUAGAAAUCUCGAUGAUGAAACUCCGGCUUUUGACACAUUUACUGUUCCAUCUAAAGAAGAUACUGAUACAUAUAUCAUUGAUAACUCUUCUGACGUCAUAAUAGAAGAAGUAUCUGAUAAUCACGAUGGUCAUAAGAAUAAAGAAAAGGAUCAUCAACUCGAUGCAUGUGAAUUAGAGCAAAAAGAAGCAAAUUCUGAUGAAAUUACAGAUCUACAUCAAAUAUCAAAUUGUAUUGCUACUAGUCGACCUCAUACACCUGGAAUAAGUCGACCGCAGACACCCAAGAGCUUACAAUCCAGCAGGCCUCAAACUCCUCGCCCAUCUAGUCGACCAACUACUCCUGCUCAUUCUGUACCACGUCACUGCACUCCCGUCAGCCGCCCUAAUACGCCACAAUUAUCCAAUCCUAAUAGACCCAAAACCCCAUCAUCUCUCCCAUCUCCAAUUCCAAAAGGAUUAACACCAGUUUUGCAAAUUCAAACAUGCUCUUUUUUGGACGAUGAAGAUCUAAAAACAGCUUAUUUUAUGAAACAACGACAGUUUCAUCAUAUGAAAAAGGAAUUAGAUUUGAAACAACAAGAAGUACUAGAAGUUUUCGACAGUCUACGUAGUUUACGAGAACGUAUGUCACAGGAAGGUGUAUCUGGCGAGGAAGAAAGUCUUUAUCAGCAGGAGUUAGUAGUGUUUAAUGUUGCGGAUUGGGCGACAGAUGAGAUUACACAAUUAUGCCGCGAUGCUGUUGCCUCGCGCACUAUAGAUGGAGCUGCUGAACUUAUCACCACAAGCGCUUCUAUUGAUGAAUGUGCUCUUGCCGAAUUAGAUGCAAAAGCAUCAAACGUACCAGCUAAAUUUGCCGAUUUAUGUCUCCAGGCGUUCACAGCACGUCAAGAGCUUAUAGACUGGGUUAAGGAAUUGGUCGAGAAAAAUGAAAAUGGAAGCGGCGAGUCUAUUGAGCGUAUUGCACGCUACAACGCGCAAGGCCUAGAGCUCUGUGAGGCAUUACGCGAACUAAAGUCUUGUGCGGACGAUGUUGUGGAUACCGUGACGCAGAUUUCAAAGAGAGCAUGUCGCGAGCGGAGUGCUCUUCUAGCUGUUGGAGAGUCACUGGUACGGGAAACAGCACGGCUUCGUCAAGAUAUCGAAUCACGGACGAGUAUAGUAAAUGAAAUGCGUGAACUUCAUGUUGAAACAGAAACUACUAAACAACUCGAGGAAAUACGUCGUGAAUUAGAAGACGAAAAGGUUGCAAAAACAGCGGCAAAAGAGAAGCUCUCCAUCACAGAAUCACAGCUUCGCCAAGCACGUAUACGUAUUACAAAAAUGGAUCGGCAAUUACGUGAGGCUGAAGCCAGUAUUUCUAGUCUUACCGGCACGGUGAAGACUUUAGAGGAUCAGAGUCGACAGCGUGAAGUACAAUUAGAAGCUCGCGCGAGAAAAUUAAAAGAAUCCUUAAAGACCGGAGAAGUAGCCAGCGGUCAAAUUGCUCAGCAACGUAAUGCGCUUCAGUCAGAGGUAUUAGAGUUGAAAGAACAAAUCGAAACAAUGACAGCCCAACACAAAAAUGCUGUAGAAGAUUUAACAAAUCAAUUAAAAGAAUUAAAAAAUAGCUUGGAAGAACAUAAAAAAAUAAUACAGAAAGAAACUGAACUGAAACAGGCUGCGGAAGCUUCAUUAAUUAAGAGUAAUAAUACAAUCGAGGAAUUAAAGGCCAAAAUUGUGGAAAUUGAAAAAAGUAGGCCAAAUCCAGAGUUACCAACGGAAAGAGAGAUGGACUUAUGGGCUGAUUUACAAGCUACCAAAGAAACAUUACGCAUUACAGAAGAGGAAGUAACUGCAUGUAAACGAGAAAAAGUUCACUUUUUAGAAACACUCACAAAAAUAGCGGAAUCUGAGAACAAAGUAGGAUUGCAACAAAAACUAGCAGCUGAGCUCCUAAGUAAAGAGGAAAUUAUAGGCAAGAUGCAAAUGCAAAUUAGAGAAUUAACAAAAAAUAUUAAAUUAAAUGAACAGAAAGUUAUACAAUAUGAGCAAUACGUACGUGAUCUACAGGCAUACAACCGCACUGUUGCCAACUGUCAAGAAGCACCUAACGGUAUCAGCUAUGAAGAUUUGCAGCAAGAGAUCAUGAACCUCAGAAUGGGACUACUUGAAACAGUACAUCGUAAUGAAGAGUUAUCAGAGAUAUUAAUGCAAAAGGAACAACAACUUGAGCAACAAGACAAGACAUCACGUGCCCAGGCAAGAGUCAUAAAGGUGCGUGAAGAAUUGAUCAACAUGUUAAAGAACAAAGAAACGGAGCAGAGCCGAGAACUUGCCGCUUUACAACAAGAUCUUGAACAUCGUAUGAAAAUUGUAGAUGAAGUAAACAAGCAGAUAGCAGCAAAGGCAGAUGAGAUCCAGGAAUUGUUCACUACUUUAGAAAAUAAGCAACAGCAAAUACACCGACUCGAGAAGAUUGUGCUGGCGCUGGAGGAGCAACAGCGUCGAGCGCAGGCGCAGCGUACACGACACGAAGAAAAAAUUGCUGCGCUAGAACAUGAACUCGCAGCGGGUGGUAAUAGACGAGAACGAAAAUUCCUUUUUUUCUAAAGCACCUGAACAGUGAUAAUGAUUUCAAAAAUUCAUAAUUAGAAUUGAAAGUAAAUUUGUUUUGUGCCUGUUUUAAUAAAAAAUUGUUUAAAUAAAAAAAUAACUCAAUCUGAA